AUGUCUUUUGGUGCAGUGGCUAUGAAAUUGGACAUGGAGAAAGCGUUUGAUCGAAUGGAAUGGACUUUUGUUCUUACUAUCAUGCAGAAAAUGGGGUUUAGCGAAAAAUGGUGCCAACUUAUUAAUCAGUGUAUAAGUACUUCUUCCAUCUCUAUUAUUUUAAAUGGGUCUCCCACUGCUUCUUUCGUUCCAUCUAGGGAUUUACGUCAGGGUGAUGCUUUGUCGCCUUAUAUCUUUAUUUUAUGUAUGGAGGCAUUCAAUAGAAUGUUACAAAAAGCGGAAGAUACUGGUUUGAUCAAACCUUUGCAUCCUGCAGAUAGAGGCCCAAAAAUGGUUAAUCUCCAAAAAUCCAGUAUUCAUUUCAGCAAAAAUUUAGAUGUAACAGCUAAACAAUUUAUUAUGCAUCUGGUUCGUAUGAAGUUUAUGCCUUUGAAUGAGAAAUACUUAGGUAUCAAUUUGUUUAUUGGCAGAACUAAGAAUGAUUGUUUUGAUGAAACAACGAAUAAAAUGGAUUUCAGACUACAAUCUUGGCAAGGGAAAUUAAUCAAUCAAGCAGGCAGGAGUACUCAAAUCCAAGCUGUGGUGGGAACAAUGGCAAAUUUUCAGCUGGGAUGUUUGAAGAUUCCAGAUAAGUCAAUCAAGAAACUCGAAUCUUUACAAAAAAAUUAUUGGUGGAAUAAACCAUCUUCGAAAGGUUAUAAGAUCAUUGGCUGGUCAGAAAAGGAUGCAAAAUGGGUUCAAAUGUUGCAAGCUAGAUAUUUUCAAGACUCGGAUCCAUUAUAUGGGAGAAUUCAGAAGAAAGAAACAUGGAUUUGGCAGAGUAUACAACAAGGUUUAUCUUGGAUCAGAAAGUUUCAUGUUUGGGAAGUAGUGGAUGGAUCUACAAUUGAUGUUGGUAAGGGUCAAUGGUUUGGGGAUUACUCUCAAGAUGUUAAUUUACAAAAUCUCUCUAUGCAGGCUACUAAUUUCAAAGUUUCGGAUUUUAUAGACCAUCCAAAUAGGUCGUGGAGGCAGGAUACUCUAAGUCAGCUCUUUACAAGCACUCAAAUCUCACAAAUUAUGGAUAUUCGUAUUCCUCCCCAACCAGCUGUUGAUAAGUUAAGAUGGUAUCUUACUACUUCAGGAAAUUUUUCAGUUAGUUCGACUUACAAUGCCAUUAUCAAACUCCAUUCUUCCCAGGUGGUUACAAGACAGCAAGAACAAAUGUGGUUGUUAAUUUGGCAUCUAGCUAUUCCUUUUAAAUGUCAUAUGUUCAUCUGGAAAAUCACAAGGAACAUAUUACCAGUUGCAGCUAGAUUUCAGAGAAUUGCUUGGGUAUCUAAUCCUAACUGUGUGAUGCGUGAUAAUGCAACUGAAACUGUAGAACAUUUGCUUCUUCAUUGUCCAUUUUCUCGUGAAGUCUGGUUUGGAGUAGCCUUAUCGAUAUUCCAAGAUGCUAAUGCGUAUCGGAGUAUAAGUGAAUGGAUACUAUCCUGGGUAGAAAAGGAUAAUUUGGUAUGUAGUAAGAAAAAAGAGUUGAUAAAUCUAGUUGUUAUUACCAUGUGGCAUAUCUGGAAGACUAGAUGCGUGAAAGUUUUUGAUGGAAAGCAUUUGCAUCCUAGAAGUGUUGUAAAACAGAUUUUUACAUUUUCCCAUCAAAAUAACAUAUGCAUAAACACUGGUUAUAACAGGGAUAGACAAGAAUCUAGAGAUCUAACUCCUCAGCAUUGGAGUUCUCCCCCUUUAAAUUGGAUUAAGAUGGACAUUGAUGUUUCCAUGUUGCCUAAUACCAAUUUUGCUGCCGUGGUCAUCACAUUAAGAGCUAGAGAUAUUUUCCAAGCUGAAGAUAUUGUUGUGUUACAAGCCACCAGAUGGAUUGCAGAAAGGAACUUCAGCAAAAUUAUUCUAGAAGGGGAUAAAAAAAUCAUUAUCGAAGCUUUAAACUCAGGAAAGUUAGAAGGUGUGAAAUGGGAGGAUCAUUCAAUGUUGUUGGAAUGUCUAAGUCUGAUCAAUAAGUUGCAUGACUUUCAAGUCCAGUUUCAUCCUAGAAGAUGGAAUAGGGUAGCUGAUGCCUUGGCCAAAUACGCAAGGAACAAUCAGGUUAAUGGUUACUGGGUGACUGAACCACCUAAGGUUAUAAAUCAUCUUAUUCUGAAGGAUAAGGCUGAUUGCAUUAUGUAA
Molecule: messenger RNA, 2160 nt
Organism: Papaver somniferum (opium poppy)
Lineage: Eukaryota; Viridiplantae; Streptophyta; Magnoliopsida; Ranunculales; Papaveraceae
Exons: 4
Coding region: 1-2160 (719 amino acids)
Molecular function (GO): nucleic acid binding; RNA-DNA hybrid ribonuclease activity
Source: RefSeq, a predicted model, not a curated record